This is a messenger RNA of Dovyalis caffra, 3141 nucleotides long. Lineage: Eukaryota; Viridiplantae; Streptophyta; Magnoliopsida; Malpighiales; Salicaceae. The record is from the annotation of a GenBank genome assembly.
AUGUUUGGACAUGGAGGCUGGUACUUAGCGAAUUUUCCGGAACUGAUUGCAAACACAGGUGAUUUGUUGGAUGCUGAUUUGGAUUUGUGGCAUUGUUGGCAGGUUUUCCUUGGUAAUGAGAUGGGAAAAGCAGUUAUCGUCAAUGCAUCGCUUGUUUCUAUAACGGAGUUGCUUUCUCAUACUGUAGUCGCCAUAUUUGACACAAUACAUGCAGCCAAAGAAGUACUCAUUCAAAAGGAGAAUUUCAAGAAAUUUUCGACUUACUUGGAGAAGACAGCAUUUUUCUUGAAAGAUUUAUCAAGGUUCAAUCUAGACCAUUCCGAGGGCUUAAAUAAUGCUGUAGAAAUUCUUAACCGUGAGACUAAAGUUGCAAAGAGGCUAGCUGUUGAGUGCAGCAACAAGAAUAAGGUCUAUCUCUUACUGAAUUGUCGAAAAAUCGUGAAGCAUUUAGAGGCAAGCACAAAAGAGAUCAGUCGCGCCUUAAGUCUCAUACCGCCUGCCUCUUUAGAUGUUUCAUUGGGUAUAAGUAAUGAAAUCAGCAAGCUAUGCAAGAAUAUGCUGGAUGCAGAAUAUCGGGUAGCAGUGUCGGAGGAGGAAAUUUUGGGAAAGAUUGAGUCAGCAAUAGAGGAGGGAAUUGUUGAUCAAUCUUAUGUGAACAAUUUGUUGGCUAGUAUUGCUGACGCUGUUGGGAUCUCUGGUGAGCGGUCAACUUUGAAGAGGGAAUUUGAUGAAUUCAAGAAUGAAAUCGAACAUGUCAAGCUAGGAAAGGACAUUUCAGAAGCUAUACGGAUGGAGCAGAUAAUUUCAUUACUCGGAAAAGCUGAUGCCUCUACAUCUUACGAGGAGCGAGAGAGGACAUACCUUGACAAGAGAAAUUCUCUGGGAAGGCAAACAUUGGAACCUCUCCAGUCAUUUUGUUGUCCAAUUACUCAGGAUGUAAUGGUUGAUCCUGUGGAAACUUCCUCUGGUAAAACAUUCGAGAGAAGUGCAAUAGAAAAAUGGUUUGCAGAAGGGCACAACUCCUGUCCCUUGACCAUGACUACCUUAGACACUUCGUUUCUACGUCCUAACAGAACUCUUCUUAGAUCGAUUGAGGAAUGGAGGGAUAGAAACAAUUUGAUUACCAUUGUUUCCAUUAAACCAAAACUUCAGUCAAACGAAGACCAAGAAGUUCUUCAAUCCUUGGGCAAGCUACAAGAUCUGCUGACAGAACGAGAGAUGCACCAAGAAUGGGCAACGUUGGAGGACUACAUACUGGUUCUUAUUGGACUUCUUGGUGCAAAAAAUCGUGAAAUAAGAACCCAUGCUCUGUCCUGCCUUUGCAUCCUUGCAAAGGGGAAAGAACACAACAAGGAAAAAAUUGCUAGAGUAGAUCAUGCACUCGAAUUUAUCGUUUGGUCACUUCAACGCCAGAUUAGCGAAAGAAAGUUAGCCUUGCAGUUGUUACUAGAACUAUCAAGAAACAAUUUGGUGCGAGAUUUAAUUGGGAAUGUUCAGGCCUGUAUACUUCUCCUAGUGACUGCAUUAAACAGUGAGGAAAUUCAAGCUGCCAAAGAUGCCGAAGAGCUUUUGGAGAAUUUGUCUUUCCUCAAUCAAAAUGUUAUACUGAUGGCAAAGGCAAACUAUUUUAAGCCAUUACUGCGGCUUCUCUCUUCAGGGCCAGAAAAUGUUAGAAUGAUCAUGGCUGAGAUAUUAUCAGAUAUUGAUUUGACUGAUCACAAUAAAUUGUCCUUGUUUAAAGAUGGGGUGCUGGAGCCACUUCUUCAAUUUCUCUCAAACGAUGAUUUAGAAGUGAAAAAAGUGGCUGUUAAAGCUCUUCAGAACCUUUCAAAUGUAGCAGAAAAUGGUCUCCAGAUGAUCAGAGAAGGUGCCGUUCGACCUCUGUUAGAAAUUCUUUAUCGACACAGCCUAUCGUUACCAUGUCUGCGCGAGCAGGUUGCAGCCAUAAUUAUGAACCUUGGCAUAGCAACCACGGCUCAAGCAGCUGAUCAUGAGCAGAUCUCAUUACUGGAAUCUGAGGAAGAUAUUUUUAAAUUCUUUUGUCUUAUUUCCUUGACGGGUCCGGAAGUACAGAAAAGCAUUCUUCGAACUUUUCUUGCAAUGUGUGAAUCUCCUUCUGGUGUGGAAAUACGGGCAAAAUUGAGACAGCUCUCUGCUGUCCAAGUAUUGGUUCAAUUAUGUGAGAAUGAUCAUAAUUUAGUACGGGCAAAUGCCAUAAAGCUGUUCUGCUGCUUGACAGAAGAUGGUGAUAAAAGUAUCAUUUUGGAGCAUAUGGGUCAAAGAUGCAUUGAGACUUUGCUCAAGAUCAUUAAGACCUCACAUGAUGUGGAAGAGAUAGUUGCAGCCAUGGGAAUUAUUUCUAAUCUUCCUAGUGACCCACAGAUAACUCUGUGGCUUCUAGAUGCUGGAGCACUUCAGGUCAUUUCUACCAGUCUCAAGGAUCGGAGCAGAAAUGCCUCACACCGAAGGCAGAUAACAGAGAAUGCUGUUAAAGCUCUCUGUCGUUUCACUGAGAAAACGAAUCAGGAGUGGCAAAAGAGAGUGGCUGAAGCUGAAAUUAUUCCAAUUCUUGUACAAUUACUGAUUUCUGGAACUGCUUUGACGAAACAAAGUGCUGCCAUUUCACUUAAACAGUUUUCUGAAAGCUCGAGUUCCUUGAGCAUCCCGGUGAAAAAACGUGGCCCUUUCUCCUGCUUUUCUGCACCAGUCAUGUGCUGCCCUGUACACCUGGGAAUUUGUACAGUGGAAUCUUCCUUCUGCAUUUUAGAGGCUAAUGCUUUGGAACCCUUGGUAAGGAUGCUUGGAGAGGCUGAUCUUGGAGUCUGUGAAGCUUCAUUAGAUGCACUCUUAACAUUGAUUGAUGGACAAAAACUACAAAGUGGUAGUAAGGUGCUUGCUGAAGCAAAUGCCAUUGUUCCAAUUAUAAAGUUAUUGAGCUCACCUUCUUCCAUGGUGCAGGAGAAGACACUGGGGGCUUUGGAGAGGUUCUUUCGACUAGUUGAAUUCAAGCAAAGAUAUGGAAGUUCAGCCCAGAUGGCAUUAGUUGAUAUAACACAAAGGGGAAGCGGUAGCAUGAAAUCUCUAGCUGCUAGAUUGCUUGCUCAAUUGAAUAUUCUUAAUGAUCAAUCUUCUUAUUUCUGA